AUGUAUUUAAUUCGAACGCACAGAACAUUUUCUAAACUUAAAACUAUUUUAUCAAGACACUAUUCGCAAGCUGCUUUAGUUGAUCAGAAUGAAUACACUGAAACACCGGAGUAUCCGCCAAUAUUGGAUAUGUCCAUUCCAGGAAGAAAAUUACGAGAAAGGCAAAUUAUUCAUGAGAAAAUAAAAAAACUGAAUACUGUUGAAGAGAAACAAAUGGCUCUGAAUAUGCCACGAUAUUAUGGGUGGCCGUGUGUUAUGCUUCAUGAAGAUAAAGUACCGUAUAAUGCCAUGCCUUUAGUUCAAUGUUACACUAGAACUCAUUUCAUACCUUCAGAAAAACUUCCCGAUUCUUAUGCAGAUAAUACUUCUACAGCAGAGGAAAUCACAAAAGAAGUAAAAUCAUUUAUUGAAGAUGCUAUAUGUAUUGAGUCAGAGGGAGUGGAUCGUGAGGUAUUGCUGUCUACAGACAAAUCAGAACUCAGCCAAAAAGAAAAUGCAGUUGCAAAGUGCAUCGUAAAGCAGAUCAAUAGAAUAAUUUGUAAUAAUCUGACAGACAAAGUUCCUCAUAUAUUGUCCUCACAGGUAGACUUUGAACCACGUCAUGAAGCAUUCUGGUUUGUUGGAGGGGUAGAUAUCCCCACUUCAGUACGCCUUUGGCGCCAAAAGUACAAGUGUUAUGAAGAAAGAAUGGACGAGAAUGUUGACAGGCCUGUACAAUACAAAGGUACUCCUCUCUUGACAUUGAGAAACAAGCUGCCUUUGAAACCCAUUAUACCUUAUAGUGAAGCAAAAAAUCCUGAUUUCAAAGUACCAAAAUUUACCUAUGCCCCUAACAAUAUUGGGUACUUUCAGGAAUUCAGACAUGGGACUAAUAUACCAGGAUAUUGGCCUGGUGAUUAUGAUGAGUUUGGUGUGCUGUCAUAUCAUGGCAGGGGACACAUUCUUGAUAGAAAAGAUACUUUUGGACCUGAAGAUAACUUGGAAGCACUACAUUGUCAAGCUAUGAAGGCUAGUUUUGGAUGGCUACUUGCACAAGCAAAUUUCCAAGGAUUUACUACAUACAAUGACAUAACAUAUCCCUUGGUAACACAAACAGUAAUCACAAAUGGCCAACUUUGGUCUUUUUAUGCUUACCAACUGAACACAAUAGUGAUGCAUAAUGAGCAAAUGGAUGAAAACCCUAAACAUAAUGUUUGCUUUGGUACAAAGCCAAUGAAACUGUAUGAUAACAUAGAAAAUGGAAAAGUUAAUGGUUUAAAUGAAGAAGUCUUAAAAAUGUUAGUACAGUUCUACCUGAACUCUCCAGAGGAACGUGAACAUGAUUUGAAGCCAUUCUUAGGAAAAGAAGAGCAGAUUGUUGCAGAUAUAGAAGAUGAUAAAAAGCGGUGUUGGCUAGAAAGCAGAUAUAAGCAUUUAGUAUCAAAUAGGCCCAAACACUUUUUGGAACCAGAAGUAUAUCUGUGGGAAAAGAUUUAUAAAAUAAAAUUUGAUACACGAUACCAUGAGAAAAAACGAAGGCCAUUUGAACUUGACAUAAACCCUUACAAGAGACGUUUGGACGAACAUUUGCCACCUUAUAUUCCUAAAGUUCUCCGACCAUAUCCAAGAAGCAAGAAGAAGUUCGAAACCACUUACUACCCUGAUGUGUAAAAUUAAUUAUUACUUUUGUAGUUUUCAUUUUAAUUGUUAUUUCAAUAAAAAUGUAGUGUAAGAAGAAAAA
Molecule: messenger RNA, 1720 nt
Organism: Ostrinia furnacalis (Asian corn borer)
Lineage: Eukaryota; Metazoa; Arthropoda; Insecta; Lepidoptera; Crambidae
Gene: mRpS30
Product: mitochondrial ribosomal protein S30
Exons: 5
Coding region: 1-1650 (549 amino acids)
Biological process (GO): translation
Cellular component (GO): mitochondrion; ribosome; mitochondrial large ribosomal subunit
Molecular function (GO): structural constituent of ribosome
Source: RefSeq, a predicted model, not a curated record